Molecule: messenger RNA, 677 nt
Organism: Condylostylus longicornis
Lineage: Eukaryota; Metazoa; Arthropoda; Insecta; Diptera; Dolichopodidae
Product: iron-sulfur cluster assembly 2 homolog, mitochondrial
Exons: 1
Coding region: 105-596 (163 amino acids)
Biological process (GO): iron-sulfur cluster assembly
Cellular component (GO): mitochondrion
Molecular function (GO): 2 iron, 2 sulfur cluster binding; 4 iron, 4 sulfur cluster binding; iron ion binding
Source: RefSeq, a predicted model, not a curated record
AUUGGCAUGUUGUUCAACUUAUAUUGAGUUGUUUUAUGUAAUAAUUAAUAAAUAAUAACAAGUUUAAGAUACUUAACAUUCUCGCUGUUUUGCUUAAGAUAAUUAUGAUAAAACAAAUAUUGUCAACUACAUUAUUUCAAAACAAAAAUCUUAAUUGCAAAAAAAGUUAUGAAAUUUUCGAUAAGAAUUUCAAAUAUCGCAUACUGCAAAAUACUUUUGCAACAUCAAAAAUAAAUGAUCUUGGAUCCGAACAUAUGAAAUUAAACGAAACUGAUUUAUAUAUAAGUGAGGCUUGUAAGAGAAAAUUGAAGGAGAUAUGUGAUAGUGAGUACUUUUUACGGCUUACAGUCGAAGGUGGCGGUUGCUCCGGUUUUACUUACAAAUUUGAAAUAGAUAAAGAACUUAAAGAAGAUGAUAAAAUUUUUGGUUCUAGCACUGAAAGGGUAGUUGUAGAUUCAAUAUCUUUAGAAUAUUGUGCAGGUGCAACAAUUGAUUACCACUCAGAACUAAUUAAAACCGGGUUUAAAGUAGUUUCAAAUCCAAAAGCUGAAGCUGGAUGUUCCUGUGGUUCUUCUUUUGCAGUUCGAUUAGAUUAAGCAAAUUUACUGUGUUAUCUACUUAGCGUGAUAAAGCAUACCUACAUCAUACAUAAUUGAAUACAAUCGAAUUACUUACGU